AUGGGCGAGGGCAAAAGCGACCGUCCCGGCAAAAGGCAAAGAUCCUCCACUCGCGGCGUCGGCAAGUCGUCCUCGGAUUCCGAGGUAGCGCACGGUAAGGGCAAGGGGAAAGGCCGUAAGAGCAAGACCAAGGAGAGAUGGCCGUUCCUCGGGGAACUGACGGUCGACGAGCUGGCCCGCUAUCGGAGGAAACGCGUGCAGGACCAACCGAAGGACAAUUUACAGUCCCAGCCGGAAUCGGCAGUUCAGUACUCUGGUUCUGAAUAUCGGCGCGCAUUCGGUGCAAAUGUUAAAGAGCUCUUUAAGGAGAAUUUCUGGCCUGAAGAUUAUUUACGUGUAGAUGGAACUCCCGAAAAUGCGCAAUCUUCGUAUUGCAUGGACCUUAAAGAGCAGGAAGACGAAGAAGAGCCAGUCGAGGAUUUAUCUGAAAAAAAGGAGAGCGUUCCUUCCCAAGCGGUUCACGGAGACACAGUGAUGGAGACGGGAGUUCCGCAAUUCGACAAUUCAUUCAGACGUCCUUCGUUCAGAAGAGGUACCAGCUUGAAGUGCGGCGGUGACUUUUACCCCGAAACGGAAACGUAUUCUGCGUACGUGCCUUACGAGGGCCAGCACCGUGCCGAGCUCAUACGUCGACCUACAUCCCUAAAAAUGGAAGGCGAUUUGGACACCAUGACGGAGAAGUGCGAGAAAUUUAUCGAGUGGCUCAACGUUAGCCGGCCGGAGCUCAUGCGUGUACCCACUCACCUGAAGAUGGAGGGUGAGCUGGAGACGGCGACGGAAAAUCAGGACAAGUACGUCCCGUUCGUGGGGGCGCGAAGACCGGAGUUGUUGAGGCGGAGCACGAAUCUGAAGCUCGAGGGGGAUACCUACUUCGUGCCGGAAUAUACCGACGUGUUCAGGGAUUAUACCGUUAAAGAUAAAGCGCAGCCACAGAAACCUCAAAUGCAUUUAAAAGCUGGCGGAGACUUUUACCAAAACACCGAGAGCACCGAAAAUUUCGCUCAUCCUUGCGUUAAACAGGCACAAGAAAUGGCUGAACGGGCUAAAGACAAUAACGAAGAAGAGAGAUGGAUGAGACAGCAAGAGGAGGAGCGGCGCAAAGAUGAGGAGAUGAAAAUGUUGGUGUCGAAAUUGGAAGAUCUAAAUGGCCGGCCGCUCGAAAUUCCCGAAUAUCGUGACGCAUAUAAGGAUUUUCCACGUGAACGACCGAAGAUCGCGAAGCCGGACGUCGAGAUAGGUCGCGCCGACGGAUCAAAGAUGACCUCGCCAUCGCGCUCCAAGUUUCCCAUAAAGAUCGAUCAAGAUCCAGAGUAUCAGUCCAAGUAUCUCGACUAUCCCCGGGACCGUCCCGUUUACCGUAAACCGCCGACGAUGUUGCGACCGACGGGAGUGUCCUCCUCCGGUCGCAACAGCGCGUGCUUCGGCAGACCGAUGCACCAGGAGUGCCGUGCGUUCGAGUACGACCCCACCAGCGAGGUGAGAUCCCAGUAUGUUCCCUACGGAUACGUGCCGAGGGUCGAGACGCUGAAGAUGCCAGCCAAUCUGCGACUGGAGGGUAAUCUCGACCUCCAACCGGAGUAUAGGAACGUUUAUUGCGCGAGAUACGAUCGUCAGAGUUGCGACGAUCUUAGAACCACUCACGGCCGGAGCGAUCGUUAUAGCCCGAGUACAAGGAAGGAACAUUACUGGUCGAAUACUGGCGAGAAAACUGCCGUCGCGCAGGGACAGGACGCCUUUUGCGUGCUGGACACGCGGCUCCACGAGGAGAACGUCAUCGGGAAACCGCCGCCCGCCAGCAGAAGGAGCUCCAGGUUGUCCCAAGCCCAUCAGGCUGCGGCGGCGCCGAGGCCGACGCAGUUGGAGCUGGCGGAUCGCGCGAUCGCAAGAACUCGAUCUCCCAGUCCGACGUAUCGUUUGCACGUCUGCGACGUCGACAACGAGCGGCGCGGAUUCGGUCGACUCGGGCAGUCUUCCGGAAGAGUACGCAGCCCGUCGGCCGACCGUGCAGCGAUUCAGGACCACGCGGUCGCCAGGCCGUACUCGCCCAGCUUCGGCCGAACCAGGCAGGACCGUCGCGCGAACGACCAACCGUUCGUGAUCCUGGAUAACGCCUCGAAGAGCGUAUCGGGCAGAAGCAGCGAUCGCCGAAGGCGUACCGACAGAAGCGUCGACGUCCCGGUACCGGUCUCGCGAGGAAGGCCCAAAACGCCGUCCAGAUGGAUGCCGCCGUGGUACGACAAUACGAAUACGAUCUAGAGUCUCGGUCGGGAAGUAUACACGAGAAAGUAUAUUCCAUAUAAAUCGUAAACUGCCGUCUAAAACUUUUACGUUACGCGUUAUAGAUGGAAAUAGGACUGACGGCAAAUCUAACACUGCCUAAUAACUUUACAUGUAUAAAGUAACUGGAAUUAACCAGCCAAAUUUAUUUUUAAGUACUCAUGUAUACUCCAUAGCGCUGAAGCGACUGCUGAUCUUUGCGGGGAUACUUAAAACGAACGCGACGAAAGCAGUCCCGGAAGAUACGAGUGUUUUUCUAAUAUUUAAUACAACUAUUUCGUUUUCAAUAUAUAAGUAUUGUUUUUCUUACUAGAAGGACAGAGCUCAGAAUCGAUUCAUAUUUUGAGCUGAUCUGAAGUACGACAAAUAGAUUUGUAAUCCAUACUUAUAUAUUAAAUCUUGAAACAUUGUUUAGACUCUUAUCUGGUUCGAUAUACCGAACUAAUUAAUUGUUGU
Molecule: messenger RNA, 2733 nt
Organism: Wasmannia auropunctata (little fire ant)
Lineage: Eukaryota; Metazoa; Arthropoda; Insecta; Hymenoptera; Formicidae
Exons: 7
Coding region: 1-2256 (751 amino acids)
Source: RefSeq, a predicted model, not a curated record